Messenger RNA from Salvelinus fontinalis (brook trout), 5968 nucleotides. RefSeq names its product Ras association domain family member 5 (gene rassf5). Bases 2639 to 3466 code for a protein of 275 amino acids. The record is from RefSeq and is a predicted model, not a curated record. The transcript has 5 exons. Gene Ontology annotation, cellular component: nucleus. Gene Ontology annotation, biological process: signal transduction. NCBI's taxonomy places the organism in Eukaryota, Metazoa, Chordata, Actinopteri, Salmoniformes, Salmonidae.
CAUAUCAGAGUCAUCUUAAGAUUGCUAGGUGAGACAACAACAUAUCAGAGUCAUCUUAAGAUAGCUAGGUGAGACAACCACAUAUCACAGUCAAAUUUACAGGAUACGAACAUUUAAUUCCAGUUUAACAAUGUGUGUAUAUAUAUAGUGUUUAGCAAAUAACCAUAAUUUACACAUCUUUAAAAUCUGUGAAUUAAAAAAUCUGACAACAGUAAUAUUUUACACACAUGAAGCAAUCAUUUCUGAUGAAAAAACACAUGGGAAAUAUUGGUGGAUGUAGUGUUUUUGAAAUAAAGUCUUCAUGUGUAAAUCAGUGUCUUUGUUUCUGUUGUGAUUCACUCUAUGUUCUCAAAACACACUCUGACACUGCAUAGAGUGGGCCGGAUAACACACACGCACGCAACACACGCACACACACAUCUCCCUCAUUGUUUUUAGCGAGUGAGAUAACCAAGCACGCCUCCAGUAAGGAGCUGGAAACUGUAGCCUUGCCAAAUACCACACAGUGAUACGUGCCUGUGUGCUAGCUUAGGCCUGCAGUGGAGGGACAGUUGAUUGUCUCUGUAGCCUGGAGUCAUGUUAAACUCUUGUCUGGUGUGUGCAGGCUGCCCAGUGUUUUGACCUCCAUCCAGACCAGUGGUUGGAAUGGGCAUCGGAGCUGGAAGAGUACACUAUUAUUGUACCAUAGAGAUGAUUAGAGAUGACAGCUUCUUCCUCUUCUACUCCCUACUCUCUCUCUUCUCCUCUCUCUUCCCCCUCUCUCUGUCUUCUUCUCUUCCUCUUUCUCUUUCUUUCUCUCUUUCUUUGGUGCUUACACAAGCAGAGAUCAAUCCCCUUUUCGUCAAUACCUCCACAGAGUUAAUGCGUCUCAUUGAGUGAGACUGGAGCCUAAUUCACUGGGCUUUAUCGACUGUGGCCUGGCAGGAGGGCUGAAAUAGAAUGGUGAGGGCCUGGUCUGUCAAUGAGCUCCUCUUAUUUCCCCUACCACCCACUGUCCCCUCUGUCUCCCUCCGCAGUGAUGAUGGUAAUGGUGUUGAAUCUGCCAUCAGCUGAUACUGACCUGACAGGCAGACAGGCAGUUCUCUGGCUCCAUCUCUUUAAUGGAGGAUCUUUCUCCUCUGACAGAACAGCUUCCUUCUCUCUGAAAGACUGACAGUCCACCUGAUCAACCGUCUGUCAAUCUUAAUUUCUUAAUGAUAUUUUUUUUUAAAGGCUGUAGAUAAAUAUUGCUCUCUGACACACACGUGCGCGCACACACACACAUAAAAUUCAUUUUCAUUCAAAAUCCUAUUUUACCUAACCCUAACCUUGACCAUUAACCCCUAAACCUAAUUCUAAACCUAACCCUAAAUGAAUUAAUAAAUGCUUACAAUUCCUCUUUAUGGAAUUAGACCUAAAAUUAAUUUCUCUGAGAUAAAUGUCUUCAUCAUUACUGUGUGUGUGUUUGCGUGCAAUGCAUGCAUCUAUCUGUGUGUUUUUUGGCAUGCUUAUAAGAGUGUAUAAUGCCGUUGUAAUGCAGUAGUAAACAGAAGGUUAUUAUACAUGUGGAGGUUUAUCUCAUACAGCUGCAGCACUAAGGCAGAGCACACAGCAGACAUAUUACUAUGGCUUCCUGCUCAUGCAUAUCAAGUGUUAUGAGCUAUGAGACCACAUCUCUCACUCUCUCCCUGUCUCUCUCACUCUAUCGAUUUCAAUUCAAUUUCAAUUUAUGGUGCUUUAUUGGCAUAGGAAACAUAUGUUUACAUUGCCAAAGCAAGUGAAAUAGAUAUUAAACAAAGUGAAAUAAACAAUACAAAAAUAACAGUAAACAUUACACUUGAGAGAGAGAGAUUUUUUCUGCCUGUCUUUGUGAAACGGAGAAGAGUAAGGUAUUCUCGUUCACCAGGGACCCUGGAGCCACUGACCUGAACUACAGCUACCAGAGUGUGUUUGUGUGAGAGAGAGCCUGUCAGAGUAAUUGAUGUGUGAGCGUGUGCCUGUAUGGGUAAGCAGCAGUAGCCUGCUAGAGCAAUUUGUGUGUGUGUGUGCACCCAUUCACGGCUCUUAUCAGCUGAACAGUACACACAGCGGUAGGGUAGGAGGGGGUUGAGGGAGCAGUAUGUGGGGCAUUCUCAGGUGAGCAGUGCUGUAAUUGGAGGCUAAGCUUUGAUACUCUGACUCUGUGACACCGGCAUGUGUGUGUGAUACCGGUGUCAGAGAACACAUGACAGGAGGAAGUGACACAUCUCUACUCGCGCUCUCCGAUUUCCUGAAGCCUCUCUGGUGGAACGCUGUACGGACCCAAAUCUAAGCCGACCUCCCCUCUCCUCUCUCUUCACCUCUGAUCCUGUAGUCCAAGCCUAUCUGUAUACCUACAGACACAGGACUGUGAACGACCUGCAGUGGAUGCUUGUAUUGAGAGAACUGAGCGAUACUUGGACUGUGAGCUUUAGUGGUGUGUGUCCAUAUACUGAGCUACCAAGGGACUGGCUGUGGAUGCAGAGUGGGUGUGAAGAGCUCUAGGACUGAGCAUUGUGAACAGUGUGUGUUGCUGAAUGCCUCUACAGGCAGAGAAUCCCCCCCUUGGGAACAAUCAGAUUUCCUCCUGCGGCUCUGCUGGGUGUCUAUAGGCAGCCGAGGGCUCGUAUUUAACUCCUAAAUGACUGGCAGCAACAGCAUGAGCAGCGGCUACUGCAGUCUGGACGAGGAGGGCGAAGACUUCACCUUCUUCACCGCAAAGACCACCUUCUUCCGCCAGCCCAAAAAGCUGGUUAAGAAUGAGGUCAGAGAGGAACAGGAGGCAGGGCCCAAGGCUCUGUCAGAGAAAGAGGUGCGGGCCAGGAUAGAGGACUACAACUCUAACGUCUCAGAGAAUGGCAUGAAACUGGCUGCUGAUGGUUUGUACACUGGCUUCAUUAAGGUCCACCUCAGGCUGAGUCGGCCAGUCACGGUGCUUGCUGUGGAGGGUGCGGGAUUAGAGGAACAGUCAGGCAAGCCAGACAGACGCGGUCGGCCAAUGACGGUGUCAGAGGGCCAGGAGGGGGAGGGAGCGGGGUUGAGUGACAAGCGGACGUCGUUCUACCUUCCCAGUGACUGUGCGAAGCAACUCCACAUUAGUAGUACUACCACGGUCAGGGAGGUCAUACAGGGCCUGCUGAAGAAAUUUAUGGUGCUGGAUAACCCACGCAAGUUUGCCCUGUACAGACAGACACACCGCGAUGGACAGGAUCUGUUCCAGAAACUUCCUCUGGUGGAGUGUCCUCUCUCUCUGAGACUGGUGGCAGGGCCAGACCCUGAGCUGCUCAGCUUUGUCCUCAAGGAGAACGAGACUGGAGAGGUUGAGUGGCAUGCGUUUUCAGUUCCUGAGCUGCAGAACUUCCUGGUGAUUCUGGAGAAGGAGGAGACUGAGCGUGUGCGAUUGGUGGAGCAGAGAUUCACAGCUUACCGACAGAUAUUGCAGAAGGCACUAUGCGAGCAUCAACCCUGAUCCCUCACCCUUGAUCCCUCAUCCCUAAUCUCUCACCCUGACCCCUCAACCCUCACCCUUCUGUUGACCCAGGGAGAGACAGGAGACCACUGAAGCUCACAGACUACUAUUCUCCCCUCAUUACACGGUCAGCCCCCCUCCAUCCCUCCCUCCUCACCCCCCCUUAAGAAGAGAGGAGGGGUUGAGAAAGCAUGGAAAGGGAAAAGGGGACUGAUUAACGGGCGAGUGGGCAGGAUUUUGGAACAUAAUCAGUGUUUCCCUGGGAGGUGAAAGACACGCUGAUCUGACAGACCCUGUGACUUCAUUGGGCUCAGAUAUCUCAUUUUGGUCUGACAAUGUGACCUGAUGAGUCUUCUAAUGUUACAUUGAAUCUCCGUUUGGUCUGAUUAUGUUUUUAAGAUUAUACUGCUGCUACUGCUACUGCAAGUGUUACUUAUUUACUUACUUAUGUAUUUACUAAGGCAUGAGUCUCACCCUGCUCUAUCUGCCCCAGCGCCCCUGCAUAAAGAUUCAGAUGGACUAGAACAGACAUUACCAUUCAAAACAACGCUCCAAACAACGCUCCAGGGACCAUUUGGAAUGUUCCAUUACUUGAUGUUUACGAUAUCAACUCUCAGGUUGUCCCUGCAUGCCUUCUGUCCAGGGUCGAGGGUAGGAGACGGGUGGGUAUGCUUGGGUUGGGAUGCUGGGGUAAAGCUAUGUUCGUCUUCAUCUUCAGACUCCUCUCAUAUCAGUCCCAGGGAUGUACACCAGUGUUUCUCAUAGAACUGCUCUGCUGAGCUAAGGAGGCAACAGAAGAAGACCUGAGCUCUCUAUCCUAAUUUAUUUAAUCAGCGCUGGAAUAACCCCUCUAUCUCAGGCGGCUAACUUUCACUUAAUCCUGCAUCUCCAUCUACAUGGGUAACCAUGCUAGUGUGGGAGGUGUUGUGCAGAUAGACGUGUAUAUCAUAAAUAGAUGCUAUUCCCAUAGACACUAGUCUCUUCAGAUAGACAUUGAGUACCCUGACUGCAUUCACAUAAACAGAGACAUAGGCCUUCUGUACCCAUUAUUCAUUCACCCAUCCUACAGAAGCUAUGUCUUCUGUACCUGUUAUUCAUUCACCCAUCCUACAGAAGCUAUGUCUUCUGUACCUGUUAUUCAUUCACCCAUCCUACAGAAGCUAUGUCUUCUGUACCCGUUAUUCAUUCACCCAUCCUACAGAAGCUAUGUCUUCUGUACCCGUUAUUCAUUCACCCAUCCUACAGAAGCUAUGUCUUCUGUACCUGUUAUUCAUUCACCCAUCCUACAGAAGCUAUGUCUUCUGUACCCGUUAUUCAUUCACCCAUCCUACAGAAGCAUACCGUAUGUAAACGAUCAGUCGAUUCCUUCAUUGCAUGAAUCGUCUGCUGGUGUUUAAGGCAUUUACAAACAGUUGAUGUUUUGACUCUUCAUAUACACGUCACCCUUCCCUCAUCAAUAACCCAUGACCUUUAUCUCCUGACCCCUAACCUGGAAAUGUACAUUUCUCCUGAUGGGAGACUGCUUUGCUGCUGUUCCCAGUGUCUGUGGAGAAGGUAUGCAGCUGUAGCUACUGUUGUUAGAGGCCUGUUAGAGCCAGCCACUCUGUGCUGCUGUGACAGGCCCCUGAAGCCCUGCUACUGAGCCGACUGUUACAGGACCGAGUGAAUGAGGAACUGAUGCUCAAACACUGAUUGAGGGUCAAAAGGUCAUCUGCCAGGAGUUAUUCCUGGUCAGUUCAUGUAGUUAGGAAAAACUCCUGUUCCUAUAGUUCAUUGAGCUGAGAAACCCCAUUCUGGUGAUCACACCAAAGUUAAGAGGGACAGGGGCAGUGGGAUAUGCCUGACUGAAAAGAUGACGUAUUGUAGGAAAAAAGUUUUUUGCACACUGAUUCUGGCCACAGAUUGGUCUGCCAGUCUGUAUAGUAUCCUAGAGAAGGAGCAUGAAAUUAGGGAUUUUUAAAAUAUAAUUUAAGGGAAUUUGAUCAUACAAUUAAUGUUUAUCUGAGUGUGAUGCAUAUGUAUAUAUGUAAACAUUGGAGGACAAAUUAUUAUUAUUGAUUAUAACUAUUGUUAGUUGAAUUUGUGUGUCUGGGCUGAAGAUAAUAGUAUAAAUGUUAUAUGAUAGUUCAUAUCUAUGUAUUCCAGUCUCUCUCAUCGUCCAAAAGCACAUGCCUUCCUGAUGCCGAGAGUCCCUUCAUCAACCCUGUUUUAUUCCUGCCCUCACAGGGCUUAUAGAAGCCACACAAACAGAUCUGAGACCAGACUACAUGUCAACGAUGGAACCCUUAAGAUUGUGUGUGUGUCUUUGUGUGCUUACAUCUGCGUGUGUAUUAUUUAUUUUAUGGUUCACCCCUUUCGGCAUGGUGUUAAGUGUCAGAGGAUGUGGGCAAUCAAUGCUUUCCAAUAAUCUCUUAGUUUGGUUUAUCUGAAUAAUCAGAUGUGUAUAUAGAUAUCUGUAAAGCUGUAUAGAAAAUGAAGAAUGAAAUAAAUGUCAUCCUUUAA